Linum tenue is the source of this 957-nucleotide messenger RNA. The record is from the annotation of a GenBank genome assembly. Lineage: Eukaryota; Viridiplantae; Streptophyta; Magnoliopsida; Malpighiales; Linaceae.
AUGGCCUUCAACAACGCUCAGCUCUGUCCUGUCGUUGUGUUCAAUAAUCAAGGCUUUCGUAAUGCGAUAGUAUAUUCCAGAUAUCUUCGCUGCUUUCGCGAUCGCCCCAUCUAUCCCUCUUUCACUAUUUCUCCCUCAGCUUUCUUCAAAUAUGAUCUGGAUAUACCUUCACUCGUUGCUGGACUGGGAUGGGAAUCAUUGACUGAGGAUCAACGAUUCCUUCAUUGUCCUGAGGCAGUCAGACUCUUCUAUGUCAACAUUCGUCGUGACCGUGGGGCUGAACCCAGCUCCUUCACCACCAUGGUUUAUGACCAUGAAAUCACCGUUACACCAGAUCUGCUUGCCUCAAUUUUAUCCCUCCCUCAUUCUGGCAUUCGAGCAAGCUACGAAAGUGAUUUUGCUGAGCAUGGGUUUGACUUCUGCAUUGCUCUUGAUCGCCUAACCCGCGAUAUUGUCAAGGCCUUCCCAACCAGACUAUCAGCUGGUCGUCUUCCCGAUGACCUAAAGGUGCUGCACUUCUUUAUAACUCAGUGCUUUCUUCCCCGCGACCUCUCAAGUGCUGGUCUUCUUCAUUCCUCGAACCUCUGGAUACUGGGGAAUGCUCGUGCACACCAUCCUAUCAGCUUUGCCUCCUUAAUGUUUGCUUACAUGCUUGAAUUCAGAGGAGGAGGUUACAGUGGUGAUCUACCUUUUGAACCCCUCAUCACUCGAUACUUACAUCGACUCGGCAUUGAUCUUAGGGACAAGGUGGCAGUUUGCCGAGUCCAUGAUGAUCUUCGCCCCAAUCAUGUUCUGGAGCGUCUUGAUGCUGAUGUCGGGCAUCGUAAGCUAGUCUAUGGCUCAGGGGGAGAUUCUGCCUGCCCAGUAUUCUCUCGUUCUGAGACUAUCUCUGACAGUUUGAUUCCAACCCUGACUCAAGCUGCUGUCUCAGCCAUAAAUGGUGAAGUUAAACGAUGA